AUGGCUUCAAGGCCCCUUCAGGAGAAACUGGCUGAGGAGCGCUGCUGUAGCAGUGGUCCCUCGCUCACACGUUGUGGGCAGAAUCCCGUUCGACAAGCCAGUAUGGGUGCAGGAAUCCCUUACUCUGUUCCAGCGUGGAGCUGCCAGAUGGUCUGUGGGUCAGGCCUCAAAGCCGUAUGCCUUGCAGCCCAGUCAAUAGGGACAGGAGACUCUAAUAUUGUGGUUGCAGGAGGCAUGGAAAGCAUGAGCAAGGCUCCUCACUUGGUUCAUUUGAGGGCAGGAGUCAAGAUGGGGGAAAUGCCACUGAUGGACAGCAUACUCUGUGACGGGCUUACCGAUGCAUUUCACAACUACCAUAUGGGCAUUACGGCUGAAAAUGUAGCCAAAAAAUGGCAAGUGAGUAGAGAAGAUCAGGACAAGUUUGCAGUUUUGUCCCAGAACAGGACAGAGAGUGCACAGAAAGCUGGCUAUUUUGACAAAGAGAUUAUACCAGUUUUUGUGUCUUCUAGAAAAGGUCUUACCGAAGUGAAAACAGAUGAGUUUCCUCGCCAUGGGACCAACAUAGAAGCCAUAUCUAACUUGAAGCCUUACUUUCUCAAAGAUGGAACAGGAACAGUCACCCCAGCUAAUGCUUCAGGAAUAAAUGAUGGUGCUGCCGCUGUGGUUCUUAUGAAGAAGUCAGAGGCCGACAGUCGAGGGCUUACACCUUUAGCACAGAUAGUUUCCUGGUCACAAGUAGGUGUGGAGCCUUCCAUUAUGGGGACAGGACCAAUUCCGGCGAUAAAGCAAGCUGUUGCAAAAGCAGGUUGGUCACUGGAGGAUGUGGACAUAUUUGAAAUCAAUGAAGCCUUUGCAGCCCUGUCUGUUGCAGUAGCUAAAGAACUUGGAUUAAACACAGAGAAGGUCAACAUUCAAGGAGGGGCGAUAGCCUUGGGCCACCCUCUUGGAGCAUCUGGCUGUCGGAUUCUUGUUACCCUGUUACACACAAUGGAGCGAAAGGGUGGACAUCGUGGUGUGGCUGCCCUAUGCAUUGGGGGUGGGAUGGGAAUAGCAAUGUGUGUUCAGAGAGGAUGA
Puma concolor (puma) is the source of this 1074-nucleotide messenger RNA. The record is from RefSeq and is a predicted model, not a curated record. Lineage: Eukaryota; Metazoa; Chordata; Mammalia; Carnivora; Felidae.